Setaria italica (foxtail millet) is the source of this 729-nucleotide messenger RNA. RefSeq lists its product as uncharacterized. The coding region runs from base 104 to 388 and encodes 94 amino acids. Lineage: Eukaryota; Viridiplantae; Streptophyta; Magnoliopsida; Poales; Poaceae. The transcript has a single exon. The record is from RefSeq and is a predicted model, not a curated record.
CGAGUCAUCACUCCACUGCCAACACAACACGAGCAAUCAUCAUCACAUCCACGAAUCACAAGCCUUUCUUCCUCGGUCCUCACGUCAUCGACCUCCUCGAGCCAUGGCGCCUCGGAGCCGCCUCCUCGACCUGGAGACGCAGGACGUGCUCUUCUUCUACGGCGACCUCGUCGGCGUGGCCACCCACGCGAUCGUCUUCUGGCCCGUCCUCCUCGCCGCCGCCCUUAUCCUCCGCCUCAUCGCGCCGUUAUUACCGCACGCCGCCGCCGCCUGCGCGGGGCUCUACGUCGCCUACCGCUUCCUCCUCCACUGCGCCGCGCGGUCGCUGUCUUCCUCUGCCGGGUCGCCGGCGGCGCCGUCUCACACCAGGCCAGUAGUCUGCGCAUGAUGGCAGGCUACAAGAUCGGUCAGAAUCUUUCGUUAAUGGAGAAAAGGAAGAAGGGUGUUGCAGCAGGUUAUUUGCUGGAUGCUUGUCAUUGUUUUAUUGCAUCAUAUGUAUAGCUGAAUAGCUUAAACACCUUUUGAAUCACAGAAAACUAGCUAGAAAAGGGUUCAUCUUCGCCUGAGGAACGUGCGAUGUUUGGAUAUGUAAUAAUAUAUUUCGAAAUAUGGUACAUGUAAUAUCUCGUAACGUUUUACCGGAAAAACUAUUUUUUAUUGAAAAGAAACUCGAUAUGUGUAACUCUAAAGACUAUCUUGACGAGGAGUUUUUUUAGGUUCGAUCCCUAA